Molecule: messenger RNA, 1773 nt
Organism: Galdieria sulphuraria
Lineage: Eukaryota; Rhodophyta; Bangiophyceae; Galdieriales; Galdieriaceae
Product: ATP-dependent RNA helicase
Exons: 6
Coding region: 19-1725 (568 amino acids)
Cellular component (GO): nucleus
Molecular function (GO): nucleic acid binding; ATP binding
Source: RefSeq, a predicted model, not a curated record
CGUGACAAAGAAAUAAUUAUGGCACAGCAUCGACAGUGGUCUGCAAAUGAUUUUAAGCCUUACAAAGACGUGAAAGCGCUUCCUGAAUAUAUAGGAAAGCGUCUAAAGUCUUUGAAUAUUUCUAAACUGUUUCGUUUUCAAUGGACAGUAAUCAAGUAUUUGCUCUCUCUUGAUAGGAGCAACUUUCCUGGUGAUGUUAUCGUACAGGCACCAACAGGAACAGGAAAGACUUUGUGUUACGCUAUUUCUAUUUUGACUGCUUUGAAGUCGCGUAGUUCACGUCCACGUUUACGUGGCUUGGUGAUUGUGCCUACCAGGUAUUUGAUAUUUGCUUACUUUGGUUUUUAUGAUAAGUUUUUAAUAAGAGAACUUGUUAAUCAACUGUAUUCUGUGUUUCUCGCUUUGAUUGGAGACGACGAUUUGAAGGUUUUAGGACUUAGUGGCGACACUUCGCUUUCAUCAGAGAGAACAAAAGCUAUCGAAAGCAUCCAACUUUUGGAGGAUGAAUGCUACUCUCCUGUCUGGAAGGUUGAUAUUCUCAUAUCUACUCCUAGUCGUUUAGUUGAACAUAUACACCAAAGAGUUGGUUUCGAACCAACAACCAUAGAGUUUCUGGUGUUGGACGAAACGGAUCGUUUAUUGAGUGGUCAAAGUCUGGACUGGAUUGAAACCAUUCUAAGACAUAUUUCGCGCUCCAGUGACGUUACUAGUUCGGAAAAUAGGAACCUUUAUUUGACAGGAGAACUUGGCCUUAGGAAGCCAAUUCGCAAACUUCUCUUUUCUGCAACUCAGACAAGUAGUAUUGCCAAAUUAGCUAAUCUGUCUCUAGUGAAUCCAACUCUCUUUACUUAUAAACAGGAUGACGCUGUAAGAUCCAUUCUUCUAGGAAAUUCGUCAAGUGAGAAACGUUCAAAACAGAAGUACUGGUUACCAUUUGCACUUGAAGAGUUUGUCUUGUUAUGCAAGUCUCCAGUAGAGAAGCUUGUUUCACUGGUUUGGUAUCUGAAACAUCUUGAUUCUUCGUUGUCUGAAGCAGGAGUCAUCGUCUUUGCUAGUUCAAAGAUUUCAGCUCAUAGGCUAUUUCGUUUUUUAUCUUUGUAUUUUUCUGCAGGUUAUAUUGAGUCGAAUACUGCUAUUCACAUUGCAGAACUAUCUAGUAACCUAUCAAACCGUCAGAGACGUAAUGUUGUCAGAGAUUUCUCUUUACACAAACUUCAAGUUGUUGUUAGCAGUGAUGUUGCCACAAGGGGUAUGGACAUAGAAAACAUUGGCCAUGUCAUAAGCUUUGAUGUUCCUGUUCACGUCAAAACAUAUCUUCAUCGAGUCGGUAGAACUGCUAGAGCAGGCCAUAAGGGAACUGGUUGUACUAUACUGAUGGAACAUCAAGCUCAUCAUUUUAGGAAGUUAUUAAGGAAAAUUGAUAGAGCUGUGUCCAAAAGCAAAUUCAUAUGGAAAGAAAUGGACAAUAACAAUACGGAAUGGUCCACUAUAAAAGAAAGCGUUAUGGAAAUAGUGACUUGUAUGCAAUGUUGUAUUCGAGCAGAGUCACGUAAACUAAUUUCAAUUCGGAAACCUUUAACCGGAACUUUGAUGAACUUUCUAAUAGAGUUAGGAAGGAAGUAUUAUCGAUUGUCGAAUGGACAAAGUGAUGAAGAAAGUAAUCCAAAAGAGCUUAUGUUGGAUGAGCUGCAGCGUUUUUUGGGGUUGCAUGGCAAUGAUUUCUAGAAAACUCUUUGAAGCCUUGUAGAGGUUUGAUAGGAAGCUGGUGUGAGC